Messenger RNA from Annulohypoxylon truncatum, 1166 nucleotides. Its product is annotated as chitin synthase III catalytic subunit. The transcript has 6 exons. The record is from RefSeq and is a predicted model, not a curated record. Bases 129 to 1016 code for a protein of 295 amino acids. Gene Ontology annotation, biological process: protein folding. Lineage: Eukaryota; Fungi; Ascomycota; Sordariomycetes; Xylariales; Hypoxylaceae. Gene Ontology annotation, cellular component: endoplasmic reticulum membrane.
CUUUCGAAUAUUACGACUCGAUUAUUGAACUAGCGGGAGAAGGCGCUGUCAGCGCAAGUCAUUUCGAAUACGCCAUUUAAUCCCCUCCAGAACCGAUCGUCGCGCGAUCCCCUCGCGCCGCAAGCCAAAUGGGGUCGACAAAUUUUGGCAAUUUCGACGCGUUCUGUCGCGAUUCGACCUUGCCGGUUUGCAAUGUUCUUUCUACAAAUCAUGACCAACGAGGUUUCGGUGGUUGCGAUUUGCAAGGCAUACCGUUGUCUGGUGGCCGGUAUCUAGGAAAUCUAGGGUCCAUAUUACUAUGCGGCGUCGCUAUUGUCGUGUCAGCUUUACUGCUGUUGCGCUCGGAGAGAAAGAAGGCUGCGGUCGGUAGGAGAGAAAUGCAAUUAUUCCUUCUCGGUUAUAUAAUCAUGGAAAUAUGCGAAAUAUUUACCGUUGGGGAGUUCCCUCUCAGUGGGACAGUCCGGGUGGCCUUCACCGGAAUCCAUAUUGGAAUGAUAAUUGCAAAUACAUGGAUUUUGUUGCUUAAUGCUGUCGUGGGCUAUCAAAUCCUUGACGACGGAACGCCGCUCUCGAUAGGACUAAUGCUCAUUUCCGGCGCCGUUCUCUUCGUCGGGACUGGCUAUAUCACGCUCGACACGGGGUAUCAUUGGACGAACGAGUUUACUCCGGAUCCGAACAAUCAUUACCGGAAUAUCGCAUUAUAUGUCCUCUAUCAACUCGCGCCGCUUAUCUUUCUCGUAGCUUUCUACGUUUUAGAGGCCGUGCUCGUGCUCCGAAUCCUUGGUGAGGUCCGACCGAUGAUCUAUCUUACAGGUGCUGCUCUUCUUUUCGCCAUAGGACAGAUCUUCAACUACGUCAUCAGCCCUUACAUCUGCAAUGGAACGUCGGGCAAGAUUGACGGAGCGUUGUUCGAAACGCUCUUCACCCUGCUUUCAGUAGUGAUGAUCUGGGUAUUCUGGUCGAGUAUCACAGAAGAUGACUGGCCGAUUGCCAGCCAGCCUACGGGAUACCCUUAAUUCUUGUCCUUCUUUUUGACUACGGAGUCGGCGUUCAGGUUCACCAAUAUACCCGUUCAUGUUCGUUUCUUUUCAUUCCUUGGAUGCGUCCUAUAAAUGCGUCGUCUCGAGAGAAACGGCGAUAAAAAAUACAUCGAAGAUUUAAUCACC